AUGGAGCAACUUCAAGUUCCAGAGGGUUUAGAACAUCUAGUGCCUCAUCAAUUCCAACUUCCAUCUAAGAUCCUGUGUAAAGUUGUUUCUGUGUGCCGCAUGGUUGAACCUGAAACGGAUGAAGUUUAUGCUCAAAUUGAUUUGCUUCCAGAGUCGGAUCAACCUGAUGAGUUAACUAGUCUUGAUACUCUCCCACCUGAACCUGCGGGUUGCAAAGUCCAUUCCUUUUCCAAGAUAAUUACACAUUCUGACGCUAGUUCCCAUGGAGGGUUCUCUAUUCCUCGAAAAUAUGCAGAUGAUUGUCUACCUCCGUUGGAUAUGUCCCAGCCGUCCCCUUCCCAAGUUUUGGUUUCCAUAGAUCUUCAUGGCAAUGAGUGGCAAUUUUGUCACGUUUAUCGAGGUCGACCCAGGCGUCAUUUGAUGAAUGGGUGGAGUGUAUUUGCUCAGGCAAAAAGAUUAGUGGCAGGCGAUGCCUUCAUCUUCUUAAAAGGAGAAAGUGGGGAGUUUCGUGUGGGGUUUAGGAGGUAUAUGUGUCAACAGCAAAACAGGCUACCUUUUGUUAUAUCGAGGCAAAGUACACAUAUGGGAAUUCUUGCCACAGCUGCUCAUGCGAUUUCAAAUGGAACUCUAUUUUCCGUCCUAUACAAGCCUAAGUUCGUGCAUUUUGCUUCAUUAUCUAGCAACUUGUGCAGUUGA
Molecule: messenger RNA, 696 nt
Organism: Linum tenue
Lineage: Eukaryota; Viridiplantae; Streptophyta; Magnoliopsida; Malpighiales; Linaceae
Source: the annotation of a GenBank genome assembly